Molecule: messenger RNA, 3639 nt
Organism: Lampris incognitus (smalleye Pacific opah)
Lineage: Eukaryota; Metazoa; Chordata; Actinopteri; Lampriformes; Lampridae
Gene: gldc
Product: glycine dehydrogenase (decarboxylating)
Exons: 25
Coding region: 1-3090 (1029 amino acids)
Biological process (GO): glycine decarboxylation via glycine cleavage system
Cellular component (GO): mitochondrion; glycine cleavage complex
Molecular function (GO): glycine dehydrogenase (decarboxylating) activity; lyase activity; glycine binding
Source: RefSeq, a predicted model, not a curated record
AUGCAGAGCUGUGCCAAGUCUUGGGGAAUCAUCCUCGCCAAGGCGGCGAACCCCCAUGCACCUUGCAGACAUCUGUGUGGCAAAAGCCGCGUAGUUGAGAAACUUCAUUGUAGGAUCCGGAACCGCGGCGAGGUAUCCUCAACAGUCCGGAGUCUGCGGACGUCUGCAGCCUUCUCUUCCAGACAAAUAGAGAGAAUAAUGCCUAGACAUGACGAUUUUGCCGAGAGACACAUUGGUCCAGGUGAGAGGGAGAAGAGAGAAAUGUUGGAUGCUCUCGGAGUCGAGUCGAUAGCCCAGUUGAUCGAAGACACAGUUCCAUCCUCCAUCCGCAUUCAAAGAAGUAUGAAAAUGGACGAUCCAGUCUGUGAGAAUGAGAUUCUGGAGUCUCUCCAAAAGAUUGCAUCAAAGAACAAGCUGUGGAGGUCCUACAUUGGCAUGGGCUACUACAACUGCUCUGUCCCGCCACCCAUUCAGCGAAAUCUCCUGGAGAACUCUGGCUGGGUGACUCAGUACACGCCCUACCAACCUGAGGUCUCUCAAGGCCGCCUGGAGUCCCUGCUCAACUACCAGACCAUGAUCUGUGAUAUUACCGGCAUGGCUGUGGCCAACGCCUCCCUGCUGGAUGAGGGCACCGCUGCUGCUGAGGCCAUGCAGCUCUGCCACAGACAGAACAAGAGAAGGACCUUCUACAUUGACCCGCGCUGCCAUCCGCAGUCCAUUGCCGUGGUGCAGACCAGAGCCAACUACAUUGGGGUGAAGACUGAGCUGAAACUGCCUCAUGAGAUGGACUUCAGCGGCAAGAAUGUCAGCGGCGUUCUCUUCCAGUACCCUGACACCGACGGCAGGGUGGAGGACUUCACUGCUCUGGUGGACCGGGCGCACAAGGGAGGGGCCCUGGCUUGCUGUGCCACUGAUUUGCUGGCUCUGUGUGUGCUGCGGCCCCCCGGUGAAUUUGGGGUGGACAUCGCCCUGGGCAGCUCCCAGAGGUUUGGCGUACCCCUCUGCUAUGGUGGACCCCACGCCGCCUUCUUCUCGGUGAGAGAGAACCUGGUCCGAAUGAUGCCUGGCAGAAUGGUGGGAGUCACCAGGGAUGCCGCUGGUAAGGAAGUGUACCGGCUGGCUCUGCAGACCAGAGAGCAGCACAUCCGCAGGGAUAAAGCCACAAGCAACAUUUGCACGGCCCAGGCUCUGCUAGCCAACAUGGCCGCCAUGUAUGCGCUGUACCACGGUCCGCAGGGCCUGAAACACAUCGCGGAGAGGACUCACAACGCAGCUCUGAUCCUCGCUGAAGGUUUGAAGAGGGCCGGCCACAGGCUGCACAGUGAGAUGUUCUUUGACACGCUGAAGGUUCACUGCAGCGUGGCCGCCAAGGACAUCCUGGAGAGGGCCGUUCAGAGGCAGAUCAACCUGCGGGUCUACACCGAGGGAGUGCUGGGCGUGUCUCUGGACGAGACGGUGACCGAGAGGGACCUGGACGACCUCCUCUGGGUCUUCGGCUGCGAGUCUUCAGCGGAGCUGAUCGCAGAGAAGAUGGGCGAGAGGGUGAAAGGGAUCAUGGGAAGUCCCUUCAAGAGGACGAGCAAGUACCUCAGUCACCAGGUGUUCAACAGCUACCAUUCUGAGACCAACAUUGUGCGCUACAUGAAGCGUCUGGAGAACAAGGACAUCUCCUUGGUGCACAGCAUGAUCCCACUGGGCUCCUGCACCAUGAAACUCAACAGCUCCUCAGAGCUCAUGCCCAUCACCUGGAAGGAGUUUGCCAACAUCCACCCAUUCGUGCCUCUAGACCAGGCCAAAGGCUACCAUCAGCUUUUCAAGCAGCUGGAGAAAGACCUAUGUGAGGUGACAGGCUAUGACAAGAUUUCCUUCCAGCCCAACAGCGGAGCUCAAGGGGAAUACGCGGGCCUGGCAGCCAUAAAGGCCUUCCUCAACUCAAAGGGAGAGGUUCAGAGAACUGUCUGUCUCAUCCCCAAGUCAGCCCACGGCACCAACCCAGCCAGCGCUCAGAUGGCUGGCAUGAAGGUGCAGGUGGUGGAGGUAGACAAGGACGGCAACAUCGACCUGGCGCACCUGAAAGCCCUGGUGGAUAAACACAAGGGAAGCCUGGCGGCCAUCAUGAUCACCUACCCCUCCACCUUUGGUGUGUUUGAGGAGAACAUAAGAGAUGUGUGCGACCUCAUCCACCAGAAUGGCGGCCAGGUUUACCUGGAUGGAGCCAACAUGAACGCCCAGGUGGGCUUGUGUCGGCCAGGGGACUACGGCUCUGACGUCUCUCACCUAAACCUCCACAAGACCUUCUGUAUCCCCCACGGUGGAGGGGGACCCGGCAUGGGGCCCAUUGGAGUGAAGGCACAUCUGGCCCCGUUCCUGCCCAGUCACCCAGUGGUCCAUAUGCAGUCGGUCAACACCAGCAGCUCGCUGGGUACCAUCAGUGCUGCUCCCUGGGGCUCCAGCGCCAUUCUACCCAUCUCCUGGGCCUACAUCAAGAUGAUGGGCUCCAAGGGGCUGAUCCACGCUACGGAGAUGGCCAUCCUAAAUGCCAACUACAUGGCCAAGAGGCUGGAGAACCACUACAAGAUCCUCUUCAAGGGCAGGAAAGGUUUUGUGGCUCAUGAGUUUAUUCUGGAUGUGAGGCCAUUCAAGAAGACGGCCAACAUCGAGGCGGUUGACGUGGCCAAAAGACUUCAGGAUUAUGGUUUCCACGCCCCGACCAUGUCAUGGCCUGUGUCGGGAACCCUGAUGAUCGAACCUACGGAGUCGGAGGACAAGUCUGAGAUGGACCGCUUCUGCGACGCCCUUAUGGGCAUCCGACAGGAAAUCGCAGAUAUUGAGGAGGGCCGGAUGGACUCCCGCAUCAACCCACUCAAGAUGGCCCCUCAUUCCCUGGCUUGCAUUUCCUCUUCCACCUGGGACAGACCCUACUCUAGGGAGUACGCUGCCUUCCCUCUGCCGUUCAUAAGACCCGAGACCAAGUUCUGGCCCAGCAUCUCCAGGAUCGACGACAUCUACGGCGACCAGCACCUGGUGUGCACUUGCCCACCAAUGGAGGCCUACGAGUCCCCGUACGAGGAGAAAAGGGCAUCCUCGUAGACAUUCCUCCCUGAGAAGCACCCAGUUAUCCGGGUGACCGGAGGGCUGGGGUGAGACAGGGGGCCUGUUCCCCCUUCUCGAACUUAUACCAUUGGUCCAAAGGUUGCAGCUUUUGCAGCAAAAUGAAGCGCAUCCCAGUGUCACCGAGGCUUCCUCGCGUGAAGCUCUCCAGCGCACCUCUGAAACGCUCUGAAAAUCCCACAAAAACCUGCGUCAGUUUUAUAAAUUUCAGUCUCCAUCAUCAGUCCCUCGCGAAUAUCCUCGGUGUGUGUGUGCUCUGUUUUGUGUCGUGUAAAAUAGUUGUCUUGACUUCUUGUCUUUUUCCCCUCUUUCUUACAUAUCAGAUUGGACUGAUGAAACUUAGAUGUCAAGUUAACUUGUAGUUUUUUUUAUUAUUUGUAUCCAUCGUAUGAAAAUGUUCUAAUGUGUGUUGUGACAUUCAUCAGCCAAGUUGAUCAAUAUAGUCCUAAUGGUAUUAAUUUUUAAUUAACUGUUUUUCUAAUCUUAAUGUUUUCAGUCUAUGGGGGUAUGGCUGUAUUAAAACUUUUU